AUGCCACUGGAAUCAUCUUCCUCUUCGAUGCCGCUAUUUCCUUCUCCCUUACCCUCAGUACCAGACAAUAUUUCUGACUCUUCCCCUCCCCCAAUGUCUUACAUCACUUCCCAGGAGAUGAAGUGUAUUCUUCACUGGUUUGCUAGCUGGUCAGGUCCCCAGCGUGAACGUUUCCUACAGGACCUGGUAGCCAAGGCAGUGCCAGGAAAAUUACAGCCACUGCUGGAAGGUCUGGAGCAGCUUAGUGUAUCUGGAGCAAACCGACCACCGUGUAUCUUUGAGUGCCAGCUGCGUCUUUGGGAUCAGUGGUUUCGAGGUUGGGCUGAACAGGAGCGCAAUGAAUUCAUCAGGCAGUUGGAGGUCAGUGAGCCAGACUUCGUGGCAAAGUUUUACCAAGCAGUGGCUGCUACAGCUGGUAAAGACUGACAGACAUGAAAAUCAAAGAUGAAAACCAUAGCUGAUGGAGCCAAGGCCACAACUCUACUGUGAGAACUUCAGAUGUAUCACUUGAAUGUUUGGGGAUGGGAUCCUGAUUAGCUGGCUAAACUCGCUGCGCAGUACGGGUCCGAUGAUUUCAAUGGGAACAGCAUAUCAACUGGACUCCUAGUGUAAAUGUUUUCCAUCUGAGCAAAUCCAGAUCAGCAGUCUGCUUCCUAGCUUGCUUCUUUUCAAAAGAUGUCAGACUUUCAAGAAUUUAAAGGCUUCUUUUGCAACUAUAACAAAAAGGAACCUACACAUUAUAACUCAAGCCUACUGCUGGCCCAUGGGCAUAUAAAGUGGAGCCCUCCUACUCUAGAAACAAGAGAGAAGGGCAAUAAAAGGCCAUGUUUUUAUAAUUUAGCUGGAUUCAGAUGGCUGGUUUCAUCACCUUUGCCAGAUUUUGGCAUAAUUAUGUGACAUCCCAACUGCUAGCUUUCCUAGUGAUGAUUUAGUAAAAUUAUGGAAAAAAUCAGGAGGGAGUUAGUUAGUUACUCCUUCCUCCAUGCUGAUGUUUGUUUGAAUCCAAAUAGCAAUGACUUUUCUAAAGCAUAUGUGACAUCCUUGGAACUGGUAGCAGAUGUUCCUAUUCUGUAAGUUUGCUUUACAACAAUGUGAAAACAAGUGACACUUUUUACAGGUUGAAGGGUUUUAUUUUUUUUCUAUCAAAAUAAAGAAUGAAUUUUCAGAACCAAAAA
This is a messenger RNA of Vicugna pacos (alpaca), 1175 nucleotides long. It is a transcript of the gene C6H14orf119, whose product is annotated as chromosome 6 C14orf119 homolog. NCBI's taxonomy places the organism in Eukaryota, Metazoa, Chordata, Mammalia, Artiodactyla, Camelidae. The record is from RefSeq and is a predicted model, not a curated record.